AUGGAUGGAAAUGCCUUUCUCUUUCGAGUUCCUUGCCCACAUGCUAGGCGCAGGAUACUCAAACAGUGCUUAUGGCAAGUCGACGGCCAAACAAUGUUUGUUGCAAAGUGGGCUCCGGGUGUCACUCCAGAGAAACCAGCUUUAUCUACUGUUCCGGUCUGGCUUGACUUCCAUGGAGUCCCUCUGCAAUUCUUCAACAGAGAUGCUCUAAAGGAGAUAGCAGGCCUUGUGGGUCAUCCCCUGUACCUUCACCCGUCUACAGAGAACCUCACUAACAUUGAAGUGGCUAAGGUGUAUACUGUGAUUGAUCCGCGGACGCCGCUACCGGAGGCAGUAAAUGCUCAAUUCGAGUGCGGAGAAGUGGUGAGAAUAGGGGUCUCGUGCCCUUGGCUCCCGUCGCUGUGCUCUCACUGUUCCAAAGUUGGGCACACCAUCUCUAAAUGUCCAGCUGCUCCUCCUCGUUGCUUGAUUUGCAGAUCUGUAAAGCACUCCACGGAUGCUUGUACCAGAACAAAUUCAAACAAGGAUAAUGGUAAAGCUCCAAUUCCCAGCCAAUACCCCAUCGUUGGAUCUUCUGGAACGGGUUUACAGAAUCAGAAGAGAUCUGUUCCAAUCCUCUCAAAGGGAAAGCCUCCUGCCUCGAAACGCUGGGAGCGAUCAGACAAGAUGAACAAAAUCGAUCCCCCCCUUAUAGCUCCUCCUUCCGUAUUGUCAUCACGUCAAAUAGCCAACUUUGAGCAACAUGAUGUCUCAAUAGGCAGGCUCUUUGUUGAUCUUCGACCUGAGAAUUAUGAGUCACCUAUUGCCUCUUCUAAAGGUACCUCUGAAGAUGAUGAUCCUGAUCCUGACUCAGAAGGGUUAUCUAACGAUGAAGACAAUCCAGAUGAUGAAGAUGAUCAGUUCAUUCGUGUUAUAUCGCAAAGGGGUUUCAAUGAUAAAAUAAAGCGUAGCGGCUUUCGGAAAUGGUUGCGGAAAAAUAAGCCAAUUUUCGGGGGCUUGUUGGAGACACAUGUCAGUAGUAUCAAGGCAGUGUCUAUCAUAAACAGAGUUUUCCCAGGAUGGCAUUACGAAUGUAAUUAUGAAUUCUCGGAGUUAGGAAAGAUUUGGCUUCUGUGGCACCCUUCGGUUACUGUCUCGGUGCUACACAAGUCGCUCCAAUGUAUCUCUUGCUCAGUAAGGCUUCCCUUUGUUGCUCUAGAGCUUGCUGUCACUCUGGUCUACGGCUCAAACUGCAGGAAAAUGCGUAGGGAACUAUGGUCCGAGCUCUCGUACCUAUCUGUCCAAGCGCCUAUGGCCUCUUCUCCUUGGGCAGUCGUAGGCGAUUUCAAUCAGAUUCUGGAUUCAUCUGAGAACUCUUCUGCCUCUGCCGCUUACUCAACUCGUGGCAUGAGGGAUUUUCUUAAUUGUACUAUCUCAGCUGCUCUAUCCGACCUUCCUUAUUGUGGAAACUCGCUUACAUGGUCUAAUAAUCAAGGUCUCACGGUCAUCUCUAAAAAGCUUGAUCGAAUUCUGGUAAAUGAUGUAUGGCUUUCUUCUUUUCCUGAUUCUCUUGGUGUGUUUGGAGACCCGGGUAUCUCAGAUCACAGUCCAUGCUGUAUCUUCCUUGACGCCUCCAAGCCCAAAGUCAAACAUCCGUUCAAGUUCUACACCAUGCUAAAUGACAAUCCAGAGUUUCAUGAAAUCAUCUCUGAGUGCUGGAACUCCUUACCAUUUGAAGGGACAUUUAUGCUUAGGGUUUCUAAGAAAUUAAAAGAAUUGAAGAGCAUCAUCAGAACUUUCAGCAAAGGAAAUUACUCAGGGAUAGAAAAAAGAGUUUCUGAAGCUUUUGAUGUUCUUACUCACUGUCAGCGUGUUCUCCUAUCUUCUCCUACACCUCAAGCCGGCUUGGAAGAAAAGAAAGCUUAUGAAAAAUGGUCCCUGCUUGCCAAGGCUGAAGAGUCUUUCUACCAUCAGAGAUCACAUGUAACUUGGUUAGACAAGGGCGACUCAAACACACCCUUUUAUCACCGAUUCGUAAGAGCACGGAAUUCCAUCAAUCAGAUUUUGUUCCUCAAGGAUGAUCUGGGUAAUAUUAUUGACACCAAGGAAGGGAUAAUGAAUCAUGCUCUGGAAUAUUACGAGAAUUUGCUUGGUAGAUAUUCACCUCCAACAACAUCCACCUUGGAUGAUAUCUCCCAGCUUCUCGAUUAUAGAUGCCCUCAUGCUGUGUCUGAAGCUCUUCUAACCCCUGUUUCUCCCUUGGAUAUUCAACAAGUUUUCUUCUCCCUGCCAAAGAACAAGGCGCCUGGUCCAGACGGUUAUCCAGUAGAGUUCUUCACUUCUCAUUGGAAAACUGUUGGAGGAGAUAUGAUUUUGGCAGUACAGGAGUUUUUCUCUACGGGUAGGCUGCUUCAACAAUGGAAUUCAACGAUAUUAACCCUCAUCCCAAAGAAGCAGAACUCUACCUUAAUCUCUGAUUUUCGGCCUAUAUCGUGCUGCAACACAACGUACAAAGUAAUCUCAAAGAUUCUCGCAAAUAGGCUGAAACAAGUACUGCCAUCAGUUAUCUCCAACACGCAAUCUGCGUUCAUUCCCGGAAGACUGCUGGUAGAAAACGUCCUUUUGGCAACAGAGUUAAUCCAAGGCUACAACUGGAAGAAUAUCUCCAAGCGAUCUAUGCUUAAGGUUGAUCUAAAGAAGGCUUUUGACUCUCUUGAUUGGAGUUUUAUUUUGCUUAUCUUACGAGCCUUACGGUUCCCGGACUUCUUUGUUCAACUGAUCUCCCAAUGCAUCACAACGACGCGUUUCUCAGUUGCUGUCAAUGGCGAGCUUGGAGGUUAUUUUAGGGGUACGCGCGGCCUUCGCCAAGGCGAUCCGCUGUCCCCAUAUUUGUUUGUUCUAGCCAUGGAAGUCCUAGCUCAGCUCUUAAACAAAGACUAUGUAAACAGGCUCAUUGGGUAUCAUCCGCUUGCUACUGAUCCGGCUGUGACGCACCUUGCCUUUGCCGACGAUAUUAUGGUUUUCUUUGAUGGUCAGCAUAGCUCUCUCGAACGGAUUGCGGAAACGCUAGACAGUUUCUCUGCUUGGUCAGGCCUCUCGAUGAAUCGUCAAAAAACUGAUCUCUUCGUCGCAGGAAUGAGCCCGACAGAAGCCUCAGACUUAUCCAGCCUCGGCUUCUCUCUUGGCUCGCUUCCUGUUCGAUACCUAGGUCUCCCAUUAAUGCACCGUAAGCUCCAGAUCUGCGAUUACAGACCGCUAAUGGACCAGCUCAAGAGGCGUUUUUCUUCCUGGUCAAGUAGAGCCCUCUCCUAUGCUGGAAGAAGGCAGCUACUCUCCACUGUCAUCUUUGGAACUCUGAACUUCUGGUUUUCAAGCUUCAUCUUACCCAAAGGCUGCAUAAAGGCAAUUGAAUCCCUUUGCUCAAGGUUUCUUUGGAAUGGUAACAUUACUAGUAGGUCUAAAGCUAAAAUCUCUUGGAAGUCAGUAUGUUUACCUCAAUCAGAGGGGGGCUUAGGUUUGAGAGAUCUUACUACUUGGAACCAGACUCUUUCUCUCAAGCUGAUAUGGCUGCUUCACUGCGAAGAUGAAUCCUUGUGGGCUUCUUGGACAAAAACAAAUAGGCUAAAAGGCGAAAGCAUUUGGAGCAUCGAUGCGGAAAAACAGCGCUCUUGGAUUUGGAAAUCCAUCCUUCACCUCCGACCUUUAUCUGAACGUUUCAUAAGGUGUGAAGUGGGAAAUGGAACUUCGGCCAGUUUCUGGUUCGAUAACUGGCUGCCCUUAGGUCCUUUGAUCAAGUUCUUUGGUUAUAAUGGUCCUCAGCAUAUUGGUGUCCCUCUUCAUGCCAAGAUUAGAGAAAUUUGUCCUAAUGAAGGUUGGCUUCUACGGCCUGCUAGAUCACCUAAAGCAGAGCAACUUCAGAUCUUACUCUGCACGUUGCCUCUACCAGCCCGAUCCCUUGCUCCUGAUGUUUAUAAAUGGUGUGUUAAUGAUCUCAGCUUAGCAAAGUUCACCACCAGUCUUACAUGGGAAGCCAUAAGGAAUAGAGGUGAACAAGCUGUUUGGGCUCCUUUAGUCUGGUUCAAGGGCCACAUUCCACGCCACGCCUUUCAUAUGUGGGUUACUCAGCAGGACAGGUUGCCUACUCGCGCAAGGCUUGCUACUUGGGAUCCAGGUAUUGAUGCAUCCUGCCUCCUUUGUGUUGGAUGUGUUGAGACAAGGGACCAUUUAUUUCUCAGAUGUAGUUUCAGUGAACAAGUGUGGCACCUCAUAACCAAACGUCUAGGCUAUCGGCCUACUCUGUUCCAUACUUGGACAGCUUUUGGUGACUGGCUUAGUUCAUCGGACUCUACCUGCCCCACAACGCUCCGUCGGCUUGCUGCACAAGCAACUAUAUACAAGCUUUGGUCAGAGCGUAAUAACCGUCUUCAUAACGCAACUUCCUCUACGCCUCAAAGGAUCUUCAAAGACCUGGACAGGCUAAUCCGGAACUCAAUCCUUGCAAGGAAAGAGCGAAGGAAAUUUAGAGGUCUAAUGCAACUUCAUUUUAAUGAUAUUCACAUAUUUAUCAAAAAAAAAAAAAUAAGUUCAUUCAUCUCUUCUCUGAUGUCUCUCGCCAUAAAACUCUUGUUCAUCUUCUUUAUCAUUGAUUUCUCCGUCGCAAAAUAUAUUACAAAUAAAGAUUCAAUAGUAAAACAAGAUAAUCAAGAUGUGUAUAUGUCACACAUUGACUAUUCCAAUUUUUUCAAACAGAAGAUUGAAGGAUGGCAACGUGAAGCAGACGAGAGAUACCCAUCAUGGACGAAUAGCAACAACAAAGGUCAUCUGGACAGCUCUUUUUUCCUACAAGGCGAAGCUCAAAAUUACUUACGACAUUGGAAGGAGUUGAAAAAUCGUAAGGGAUACCCAUACGCUGACUUGCAGAAGAAGAUAGGGGUGUUGUGGCCACACCAAGUUGGUAAUUGUCCUGAAUUUGAAGCCCCACAUCUACUGACGUACAUUAUGCAUGGUCUUAGUCGUCAUGGCUAGUUUGUGUUCUCACGAUGACUUCAUAUUUUGUUUUAGGGAAAGUUUGUUUUCUUAAAUUGUUUUUUUAAAUAAUAAUUCGAAUACUAUAAAAUAAUAUAGUUUUCAUGGGAUUUGAAAAUAAUAUAGAGCUUUCUAGUUGUGACAAGAGAUCAAAAUUAUGUUUUCGUCACUAUCUUCGUUUUAUCAACGAA
Messenger RNA from Brassica napus (rape), 5195 nucleotides. RefSeq lists its product as uncharacterized. Gene Ontology annotation, molecular function: catalytic activity; nucleic acid binding; zinc ion binding. The transcript is spliced from 3 exons. Lineage: Eukaryota; Viridiplantae; Streptophyta; Magnoliopsida; Brassicales; Brassicaceae. The record is from RefSeq and is a predicted model, not a curated record. The coding region runs from base 1 to 5004 and encodes 1667 amino acids.